Molecule: messenger RNA, 2580 nt
Organism: Octopus bimaculoides (California two-spot octopus)
Lineage: Eukaryota; Metazoa; Mollusca; Cephalopoda; Octopoda; Octopodidae
Product: 2-hydroxyacyl-CoA lyase 1
Biological process (GO): fatty acid alpha-oxidation
Cellular component (GO): peroxisome
Molecular function (GO): thiamine pyrophosphate binding; catalytic activity; magnesium ion binding
Source: RefSeq, a predicted model, not a curated record
AUAUAUAUGUUUAUAGUAGUAACAACAACACAUGGAUGGAAUUUAUAAAUAUUUUAAUGCAUCGCUAUGCGCAUUCCCACCAAGCACACGUUUCUUAGGACUAUUAUCGUAAGAAACGUGAUUUGUAGAAACACACGUAGCGAUGCAUUAAAAUAUUUAUAAAUCCUAUCCAUGGAUUAUCAUUAUUAUUAUCCUACAUUAUACUGACACAGCUCGAUACAACCCACAAAAACUGUUAUUGCUAGUUGGUAUCAUUAGGCUGUACCUGGCAAAUUGAAAUAGGAGCUUUUAUAUACAUAUUCAAAAACAUUUCCCGUAAACGAACUUAGAGGAUGUGCGUGUGUGUGUGUGUGUACAAUGGACUUCCACACUUUCCGUCUACCAAAUUCACCCACAAGACAUUGGCCAAUCCUGGGCCAUAGCAGAAGCCACUUGCCCAAAGUGUUGCACACUGGGAGUGAAGAAAAAAACCACAUGGUUGUAAAGUGACCUCCUUAAACACCCUGUCAUGCUUACUGUUUACAAGCAGUUAUGAAAUAUUAGAAAAAAUGUAAGAGAAAAACAAAAGAACAAAAGUAUGAGACGUAUAGAAGAUUAGACUAAAUAAUCCGGCCGGAACAAUAUUUAUAACUAAACCAAGUGCUUCGACUGUCAGUCGUUGUGCUGAAGUCGACCUGUACUUCGCCCCUUGUUAUGCGUGGUUAAAAACAAAACUUCGAGAAUUUCCAAGUUAUUGAAAUGACAGAGGCAGAAGAGUUAGACGGUGCUACUAUUUUGGCGAAUGCUUUAAAACAACAAGGUAUUGAAUAUGUGUUUGGCAUUGUUGGUGUUCCGGUUAUCGAAGUUGCAAUGGCCAUGCAAACUGCUGGCAUCAAGUUUGUGGCUAUGAGGAACGAGCAAGCUGCUUCUUAUGCUGCUAGUGUGAUUGGUUACCUAACAAGAAGACCAGCAGCUUGUCUUGUAGUCUCAGGUCCUGGUUUAGUACAUGCUCUUGCUGGUGCUUCCAGCGCUAUGGAGAAUUGUUGGCCAAUGUUACUUAUUGGGGGUUCUUGUGAGAGACAACUGGAAGGCAUGGGAGCUUUUCAAGAAUACCGACAGGUGGAAUAUGCCAGAAAUUUCUGCAAGUAUAGUGCCCGACCCAGUUGUGCGCAACGGAUUCCAGUCUUUGUAGAAGCUGCUGUAAGAGUUGCUCUUUAUGGUCGUCCUGGAGUUAGCUACUUAGAUCUACCAGCUGAUAUGAUAACAGCUGCUGUUGAUUCUUCAUCAGUUGUAUGGUGCCAAAAGUGUCCUGAUUCUCCAAGAGUACAUUCCUCCCUUGAAGACGUUAGAAAAGCCCUCCAAGUCCUCUCCGCUGCCCAUAAACCUUUGGUCAUCAUUGGCAAAGGAGCUGCCUAUUCCCAGGCUGAGAAGGAACUGCAACAUUUUUUAUCAAAAUAUGUUUGCAGAGCUCUUCGAGAAGCUGAUGUGAUUCUUCUUCUUGGUGCACGUUUGAACUGGAUUCUACACUUUGGCCUUCCUCCUCGCUUCCAACCAAAUGUCAAAAUCAUUCAGGUGGAUAUCCAUCAAGAAGAAUUGGGUAAUAAUGUUCAGCCUGUUGUAGCUCUUGCUGCUGAUGUAAAAGCAGCUAUUUUCCAGAUGUCAAUGGAAUUAGCUAAUUCUUCAAACAGUUAUCCCUUUCACCAUACGGAACUUUGGUGGCAAGAAUUGAAUAUGGCUAUUGACAAAAAUAAAAAAGCCAUAAAUGCUUUGAGUGCUGAUGAAACUGUGCCUCUCAACUAUUACUGUGCCUUCUCUAAAAUUACAGAAAUUCUUGGAGAAAAUGAUGUUGUCAUUGUGAGUGAAGGUGCCAACACAAUGGAUAUUGGUCGGUCCAUGAUACAAAACCUGUUACCAAGACAACGGCUUGAUGCUGGGAGUUUUGGAACGAUGGGUGUUGGUAUAGGAUUUGCAAUAGCAGCUGCAUUCUGGUGUAAGGAGAAAGGCGGUAAGAAGCGUGUGAUUUGUGUUGAAGGAGACAGUGCCAUUGGUUUCUCAGCAAUGGAAUUGGAGACUGUAUGCCGAUAUAAACUGCCAAUAAUAUUUCUUGUCUUUAACAAUAAUGGAAUCUACAGUGGUUUGGAUGGUGAGAGUUGGAAUUACCUUCAGGAAGAUGACAUGACUCUCGUGGCCCCGCCUACAGCUCUAACUCCAGAAACUCGUUAUGACAAAGUUAUGGAAGCCUUUGGUGGCAAAGGUCACCUGGUGAGGACCCCAGAGGAACUGUGUAAAGGUUUUAAGAAUGCAAUGGAAGAUGAAGAUGGAGCUUAUCUGUUCAACAUCUUAAUCGACCCAGUUGCCACUCGGAAGACACAGGAAUUCUCUUGGCUCACUUCAUCUAAGUUGUGAAUUCUAACGGCGUUUGUAACAAAAACAAGAAAACAUUCCACCAUGGAGAAUUAAGAUAUCUACAGAAACAUUUAUGAUUGAUUAUGUGUGUGAAAAUAUCAGAAAGAUGUUCAAAUAAUUUAAUGACAACAUUAUAAUGGUUUUAAGAAAAUAAUUAUUAAUACAAUUAAAUAUAUAAUGAAAUAUUUUUCCAAA